AUGCAUACACACACAUGCAAAAGUACGCAUUAUAAUUUUGAUGAAGUGGAUUUUAUUUCUGUAUUUUGAGCGGCAUUAUACGUGGCAGUUUAAAUUUUUUUUUAUUGAUUAAUUUCAAAAUAGAUCUUGUUUAACAUUCCAAAAGCAAAUUAGAUAAUCGAAUUGAAAAUGGAAAAUCAAAUUAAUAAUCAAAAUGUUAAUGAAAAUCCGAAACUAAUUGAUUUAUUAAUCAAUCAUACUGAACAUCGUUGUCAAAAUGGGGAGAAAUUGUUGAAAAAACUUCGUAAUAUUCAAAAAGAAUGUCAUAAAAUUCAAUCGAAAUCGAAUCAAACAAAACUUACAACAACAAUAACAACAAAUAUUGAACAGGAUUCAAAUUCAAUCAAAAAUAUUCAAUCAUAUUCUGAUCAUCAUCAACAACAAACAAAUCAAUCCAUGCCGUCAUCAUCUAUAUCGGGUAUUCAAUUAUCACAAAAUAAUCAAACAAUAACCACCAAGAUCAAUCAUACAAACGAUAGUUUCAAACGAAAAUCUAAUCAUAAUGAAAUUGAAACUGCUAAUAAAUUGAGGAAACAAAUUUCCAAUUCCGAAUCAAUCGAUCAGAAUUAUCGAACAGCCACCAUCCAACGAUCCGUUCAACAAAUGAUUUUAUUUAAAGGUGUAGAUAAAUCUAUAUCAUCUGAUAAAUUACCUGAAAUUAUAUCAAAAUCGAAUCGGCAAAUAAACGAUUACCUUUGUUCAAUGAAUCAGAUUCCUUCUGAAGCCAUACAAAUUAGAUUCUGGAGAAAAAAUCAAAAAUCAUCAGAUUUAAUUGAUUAUGUUGUACAAGUUGAUUGCCCCAUACGUACAAUUAUCAUGCGAAAUCUGGAACGUAAAAUAAUCAUCAACAAUGAAAAUGUUCAAACAGUAGAUUUUCCUAUCCGAUGUUAUAACUGUAUUGGUUUCAAUCAUAUGUCUUUUGACUGUCAAACUGAACAAAUUUGUUAUCAUUGUUCUGGCUAUCACAGACAUCAAGAUUGUUCUAAAAAGAAAGAACCUCCAAUUUGCUGCAACUGUAAAGCCGAGCAAAUCAGAAAUCAAAAGCCACAUAAUCCUUAUGAUUUAACAUGUCCCAUAUUUCAACGUAUGUUAGAUCAAGCUAUUUCUCAAUUUAAAAAUCGAUACUAACAAAAAUUAACAUUCAAAUUAAAUUAAAACAAAAU
Molecule: messenger RNA, 1202 nt
Organism: Dermatophagoides pteronyssinus (European house dust mite)
Lineage: Eukaryota; Metazoa; Arthropoda; Arachnida; Sarcoptiformes; Pyroglyphidae
Source: RefSeq, a predicted model, not a curated record